Erigeron canadensis is the source of this 3083-nucleotide messenger RNA. Its product is annotated as putative aldehyde oxidase Art an 7. Bases 1 to 3051 code for a protein of 1016 amino acids. Lineage: Eukaryota; Viridiplantae; Streptophyta; Magnoliopsida; Asterales; Asteraceae. The record is from RefSeq and is a predicted model, not a curated record. The transcript is spliced from 12 exons.
AUGAUACGUAAUGUCACAGAUGAUGAAAUUAAGCUGGCUAUGUUUUCUAAUGGGGAGAAUAAGGCUUUAGGUCCGGAUGGGAUUAAAGAGGGGUUGCAUGAACUUGUUAGCAUGAACCAAUCAGCUUUUGUGUCGGGAAGAAGAAUAUCAGAUAAUAUCUUGUUAAAUCAGGAACUUAUGCAUAAUUAUCACAGAAGUAGUGGCCCGCCUAGAUGUGCUUUCAAGAUAGACAUUCAAAAAGCCUAUGAUACGGUAGACUGGCAUUUUUCGGAGUUGAUAUUGAAGGGUUUCGGUUUUCACCCUACAAUGAUUGAGUGGAUUAUGACUUGUGUAUCCAUGACAUCGUACUCGUUAUGCAUUAAUGGGAACUUGCAUGGAUAUUUCAAAGGAAAGCGAGGAUUGAGACAGGGUUCCAUAAUAGAUGUGACAAGCUACAAAUUACAAAUAUAUGCUUUUGCUGAUGACUUGUUUAUCUUCUCACGGGGUGAAACGAGGUCAGCAAAAGUUAUUAUGGAGUCUCUAAAUCUGUUUCGAGACAUGUCUGGUUUAGUGGCAAGUUUGACAAAGAGUACGCCUUUUUUCUGUAAUGUCCCUGAUCAUGUUAAAUAUGCUAUUCUUGCUAUCAUGCCAUUUGAGGAAGGAAGUUUACCGGUUUGGUUACGGGUUAAACAUUUGGCUAAAAUGCAUCAAGUUAAUUCGAGAUGGGAUGAUAUAUAUGAUUGGCUGAUUCCACGCGCUAAGUCUAAUUUGGCUAGAAGUGUAAUUGGGAAAUUACUUGUAGCUGCUUCUGCAUACUUUAUAUGGGAUAUCCCAUUAACCAAAAAUAAUUGGUGCAAUAGUAGUCCCUUGUGUGACAAAUUUUCCCCUAGAGAGAUCGCUUCAGCUGGUUUCUCCAUUGAUAAUAAAGUUGGGCAACUUGUUCGUGAUGAUGCUUGGUAUUGGCAAGAUAGAGAUGGUGCCGCAACACCUUUUUCGGUUAAUGUAGUUUGGGAAGAUCUUCGACCAAGACAAGCUAGUGCUAACUGGAGUGAUUUGGCUUGGACUGAACCGGAUUCUCAUAAUCAUCUUUUCUUUGAAUGUAGUUAUACUAUGCAGGUUUGGAAUAAAGUCAACAUGAAGGUUGUUAUGUGUUCUCGGGCUAGCAAUUGGAACCAAAUUAUUGAUCGAUUUCUACCUGUUGCGGAAAAGAAGACCAUGGAGAAUGUCAUUGAUAUUCUUAUACUUGCAGCAAGCAUGCUUACAUUCAAGUACAAAAGGAAGGCGCAUUUGGAAAGGCUUAUUGCAGCUUGGGAUUUCCCGAUUUCUUUACUUGACAUGGCUGGUCUUGGGCAUGUGUUGAAUAUUGAAGAUAUUACAUAUUACUUGAUCCCGAUUUCUAAAGAUAGAUUAACUGCUGCUAGUUUGGGUGAAAUUUCCAGCGGUGAUGUAACAGGUUACGCGAAGCCACCCCUUGAGACCAGUUUUUUGGGCCAGUGGGUAGUGGAUAACCUGAAUGCAGGUGUGGCUGCAAUGCAAUUGCAAUUGAUGCCCAAUGAUAAAGUUGUCUGGUUUGAUACCACAGCACUUGGGCCUUCAGCAUUGAAACUACAACCCGAGGGGAACUGCCCUUUGAAUCCAGACAUAAAAAACCAGCCUGAUUGUUAUGCGCAUGCUGUUGCUUAUGAUUGGAAGACCUCACAAGUCAAACCAUUGACGAUUAAAGGUGAUGCAUGGUGUUCGUCUGGAAAUUUGUGGCCUAAUGGUAACUUGGUAGCUACUGGGGGUACCUUUAGUGGUGGUAAAGCCAUUCGAGUGUUGGCUAACGAUGAUCCCAAUGCAGACUUUGUUAACAAGCUAGAUGUUCUUGCUGAAACUAGAUGGUAUUCAUCAAACCAGGUUUUGCAAGACGGGAGCUCGGUAGUUGUAGGUGGACGAGAUUCGUAUAGCUAUGAGAUUGUACCACCACAGUUGGACUUCCAACCUAAAAGAUUUGAUCUUCCAUUCCUCAAACAAACAACCGAACCACCUAUGGGCCCCGGAAGACCAGUUGAGAACAACUUGUACCCAUUUCUCUUCCUCCUUCCAGAUGGAAACAUUUUCAUGUUUGCUAAUAAUCGAGCCAUCAGCUUUUGCGCAUUUACUGGGAAAGUCAUUAUUGAAUACCCAGAAUUACCAGGAGGGUCUCGUAAUUAUCCCCCUUCUGGAAUGUCAGCUAUGUUCCCAUUGAAACUGACGCCAGAUAACCAAGGCAUUAGCGCCGAAAUUGUGGUAUGUGGUGGUAAUGUCCCUAAUGCCUAUAAAGUAGUUGACGCACGACAUGUCACAGAAAAACAGUUUCUACCUGCCCUGAAAGAUUGUCACAGGAUCCAACCACUGAAACCUAAUCCAACGUGGGAAGAUGAGCAAGACAUGCCAUCCCCACGAACCAUGGGCGAUCUAUUGUUACUUCCAACGGGUGAUCUUUUGAUGCAUAACGGAGCCCAAAAGGGUUGUUCGGGUUGGGAGGAUUCUACAGAUGCUAAUUUUACACCUCUAUUAUAUACACCGUUUAAACCUAUGGGUAACAGGUUUAAAGAAUUGACACCUACAAAUAUAGCAAGAAUGUAUCAUUCCGCUUCAGCAUUAUUGCCAGACACAAAGGUGUUGGUUGCUGGAAGUAACAUGCAUGAAAAAUAUACCUUUUAUGGUGAGUUCCCAACAGAACUGAGAGUCGAGAAAUUCUUACCGCCUUACUUGGAUCCUCGACUUGAUGAUGAUCGUCCUGAGAUUGAUGAACAAAGUACAGAAAAGGUUUUGAAGUACGGGAAACAAUUUAAAGUUGCGGUAAAAGUCAAGUCAAAACAGAACUUGGAGUUGGGCGAUGUUAUGGUGACAAUGUUGUACCCGCCAUUCACAACUCAUGGUUUUUCCCAAAACCAAAGGUUACUUGUUCCUACAAUGACCACCAUCGAUAAUAAUGUGAUCACAUUAUUUGCACCUGCCAAUGGGAUAGUUUCUCCUCCUGGUUACUAUAUAUUGUUUGUAAAUUACCUUGGUGUGCCUGGUAAGGGUAUCUGGGUUCAUAUAGAUUAAAACAGGUUCUUAUUUUUGUAGUAAUUUUUUCA